AGACAAUAGACCACAAAAUACCUGUGUAAGUUCAGAAAAAUUAGUCUUUUUUUCUUUCUCUUACUGUUUAGUAAUGCGAUAUUUUCGUCCGUUUGAAAGUUAUGUUCUUUUUUUGUUACAAAAGCAAUUUGUAAAGUGCCCCAUCUCAACCCGCCCAGUCGAAAAAAUAAUUCUUGCAGGCAACGCAUGCCAUAUGUUUGCCUAGAAGUAUCUGGACAGCAGAGACAGUAGGAGACAUAAUAUCUGUGUGAGUUCAGAUAAAUUAGGUUUUUUCUGUCUUUCAGCAAUUUUUUCGUUUUUUGAAAUUUAUGACUUUUUCGGUGACAAAAAUGAAAACAUUAAGUGCACAAACUGUCCCAUCUCAACCCAUCCAGCCGAAAAGGUAACUCUUGCAUGCUAUGCAUACCUAUGUCUAAGAACUGGUGUUGUGGUUAGUCUGGAACGCACACAAUGCAAACAAACACUAGAUAGCAGAGUCCUAGACAAACAAAUAUCUUCCCGUUACAUGAUAGCUAAAUCCAUUAUGAUAAUUGGCAGCUACUUCUAGAAAAGCCAAAAAGAGAUUAUCACAAGGCUUCAUUGUUUCAAGCUGAUUUCUGCGAAAUAGUUACUCUCCUCGCUCACAUUUGACGAACAAAAUGGAUAUCAAAACGUUGCUACAUGAUCUUCGUGAAGAAGUGUCAUGUCCUAUCUGUACUAACAUCUACACGAACCCAAAACAGCUCCAAUGUUUGCACAGUUUCUGCCUCCAGUGCUUGCAGCAAUGGUACAGAACAAGUCAUGGCCGAGACACAAUCAGAUGUCCGAAAUGCCAAGCUCUAAACAAAGUGCCGGAAAGUGGCGAUCUGAAAGAUCUACCAACCAGUUUUUACCUGAACGGCCUGAUUAAUGUGUUAGCCAUUAAAGAAUGUAACAACAGUCAAGUACAGUGUGGAAAUUGCGACAAGAAAAGCUCCGAGACAUCUUAUUGUUUCCAGUGUUGCAUAUUUUAUUGCCAACAAUGCGUCAUUGGACACAACAUCAUGCGAAGCAACAAAGAUCACCGUGUUCUGGCGCUCAAGGAUUUUCAAGAAAAGGACUUUGAAGAUGUGAUGAAACGACCCAUGUACUGCUCGAAACAGCGGCACGAGAAGGAAGAACUGAAGUACUUCUGCAAGGAUUGUACUAAGGCGGCUUGCCACAGCUGUGUCGUGUUAUAUCAUGCGGGUCACGCUAUGGUGCACCUAGACGAAGAAGCUGAAAAACAAAAGAUCCAAAUGAACUCAUUGAUGGAAACAAAGAGGAGUGAUUUACAAGCAAAAAGAAACAUUGUACGACAACUUGAUGAGGAUUACGCAAAAAUUAAACAAACAGGAGAAGACUUGGAGCGAGAAGUACAGGAGUUUGUGGACAAUUUGUUUGCAACUGUUGAAGCGAAGAAACAAGCCAUUUGUGAAGCAGUGAAGAGAGAAACGGGGAAAUCGCUCGAAAUUAUUGCAAGGCAGAAAACGGAGAUAGAACGUCAAAUUGACUUAACCGAAUUAUCGUUGGAGAAAGCUGAUAAACUGAUGAUACGAAGUACAAACGCUGAAGUCGUUCUCCUAAUGAAAUCAUUAGAGACAAUGUUUCAGCGAGAUGAUCAAAACCAACCAGUGGACCUCGACUUAAAAAACCCUCCUUUUUUAGCUUUUGUUGAGAAUCGUAAGCUACGGAACACUAUUGAAGGCGACGGAAUUGGAUCUUUGCGAUUAGCACACCAAACAAAAGCAAACCAGUCCGUUGCUGAAGGUAAAGGACUUGGAGAAGGAUUUGUUAACCAUAUAGCGCAGUUUACUUUAACUACAAGAGACGCCGAACGAAGACAGUGUUACAAUGAAGAUGAUCACGCAACGGUGGAGAUCAUGGACGAACAUGGACGAGAAUGCGUGACGGCAGUCCAAAUAAAGGACAACAAAGAUGGACUCUAUCAGAUCAGCUAUUUUCCCAGAGUUUUAGGAAGGUUUAGAGUAACAGUAAAGGUAAACGGAGAACAUGUUCAAAACAGCCCUUUUACUAUAAUAGUAAAACCAUUUCAGUUCAAAGCCGUGUUGUCUUUCGGAAAGAGUCCUUGGGGAGUAGCAGUGAAUGCCAGGGAUGAAAUAGCUGUAACUAAUUCCCUUGACAACAGAGUUGAAAUUUUUAACAAGAAUGGAAAUUACUUGAGAUCAUUCGGUAGGGAAGGUCACAUGGCGGGAGAGUUUAAAUAUCCGAGGGGAAUAGCAUUUCAUAAUAACGGGAAUAUUUACGUGGCCGACCGGAAUAACCACAGAAUCCAGAUUUUUAGUGGGGAGGGUCAGUACGUGAGCAGUUUUGGUGAGAAAGGAAACCUUGAUAGUCAGCUUAAUUCUCCUUUGGGCUUAUCGGUAGACAGUAAUGGAAACAUUAUUGUCGCUGAUACAGGUAACAAAAUGAUUAAGAUCUUUUCUUCUGAUGGCACGUUUCUUAUGCAGAUAGGUGGACAGAGGGCUUUUACUUGUCCCAUCCACUGUGUCCAGUACGAUACAUAUCUCAUAGUGUCGGACAGAAAUGAACAUUGUAUUAAAGUUUAUGACAGGGACGGAAACUUUCAGUACAAGUUUGGAAAGGAAGGCGAACGAGACGGUAAGUUUUAUUAUCCCGAAUGUUUGUCAGUGAACAAGUCAGGACAUCUGAUGGUAUGUGACUCAUAUAAUCAUAGAGUACAAGUAUUUGAACUGAAUGGAAGAUUUCUCAGUAAGUUUGGAACUAAAGGUGGCAAUUUAGGAGAAUUCAAUGGUCCAAGGUCUCUGGCGGAUCUUUCUAAUGGGCAAAUUGUUGUCGCCGAUGAUGGAAACGAUCGUAUUCAGAUAUUUGAGUAAAAUAUAAUCAGUAAAGAAAAUUGAUUUGAUUUCUGUUUCAAAAAUGUAUUGGUGAAAUAGUAGUAAAAAUGACGGACGUGGCUCUAUCAACAAGUGUGUAGAAUGAAGUCUAUCUUUUAGUCAGCCCCGUUGGUAAUUUAGUCAGAUAAUUAACACAUUACUCUUUUGAUGUGAUAACUACAUUUCGACUUGCUUGUUGUUCAGAUCCUGCCGCAUAAUAUUCAAUGUUUUAUUUCUAACUUUAUGAGUACAGAGCUCGUCAGUUUCCCUGUUAAAAAAUUAUUGUAUUUUGAUAUUUCUCUCUCUAAGAUUUGAGGUCGGAUGGGUUGACAAACUUAACGUUAAAUUCUGUUGAAGGAGGUACUGUGUAACUUUUGUGUUCUCGGGUAUUGCCUCCUCUUUUAUCGAUAAAAUUUCCUUUACGUAAACGGAGGCGAAAGGCGAAGACGUCAUAUUACUUUUCGGCUGUUCGAAAGCGAAUGGUUCUUGGGUGAAUACCCACGACCUAACCAAUCAGCACGCUGGAAAAGUAAUAUUUACACAUACUGAUCGUAAUCAUAUACUUGGACCGGUGCUACUUUUUAUCAUAAAGAAAUGAUAGCUAGGUAUGUAGAUAAUGCCUAUCUAGAUGCUAAGAGAACGAGUUAUACCAAAGAAGUGCAUUUAAUCUAAGUUCAUGGAAUAGUUUAGAGGAAACGUCAGCAAUACAUGAUAAGUUGAAAAUUAAUUGCUCUAGAUCUCCAAAAAAUGUUUGUGGUUAUGUUUUCUAUGUAAGCGUUAGCUUCCAUAUUCUUCAAUAUUGACAUAUUGUAAAGAGAUAUUAUUCGAAUUAAUGUAGUCGCUUUAUUAUUUAUUAACGAAUGUUUGUAUAAGUCUUUUUGAU
This is a messenger RNA of Pocillopora damicornis (cauliflower coral), 3738 nucleotides long. Its product is annotated as E3 ubiquitin-protein ligase TRIM45-like. Gene Ontology annotation, molecular function: protein binding; ubiquitin protein ligase activity; zinc ion binding. NCBI's taxonomy places the organism in Eukaryota, Metazoa, Cnidaria, Anthozoa, Scleractinia, Pocilloporidae. Gene Ontology annotation, biological process: proteasome-mediated ubiquitin-dependent protein catabolic process; protein polyubiquitination. The record is from RefSeq and is a predicted model, not a curated record.